Molecule: messenger RNA, 591 nt
Organism: Rubroshorea leprosula
Lineage: Eukaryota; Viridiplantae; Streptophyta; Magnoliopsida; Malvales; Dipterocarpaceae
Source: the annotation of a GenBank genome assembly
AGUCCCUACUCUUAUUUUAACUGCCUUUAAAAAGCUGAUAUUUCACAAUCUUGAAGCUGGGGUUGCGAUUACAGUGUGCCAUGCCAAGUUUUUUUGUUUUCAGCAAAACAGAGAACAUACUGGUUUUGUCUGAAGAAACGGACGGCAAUCGAUCGGAUGUAAACUUCAAGACUGUGACCGUAGGAACUGUUUGUGGAUAUGCCUCUGAGAACAACACACUGCUAGAAUUGUCCUGCCAUAGUGCCAUGGUCAUCCAAUCUCUGCCAUCACAGGAACCAGUGGUUAAUUAUUUCACCAAGGGCAUCUGUGAAUGGGAAGGCGACGAAUACUUGUCAUCGUUCAACAGGAAUGCAUCGGAAAGGAGACAUGUUCCAUUGGUGUUUCUGAAACCAAGUUUGGAGGCCGAAGCAUUGUCGAGUCUAGCUGUAGAAGCUCUCUCUGUUAAUACCAAAUCUUGUUUUAUUUAGCAAAUAUCAAGGAUUACAAGUCUCUAAAGGUAGGGGAAAAGAGACCAUUUUAGCUCUAUCUAUAGAAGAAAUUAAAUCAUGGAAAAGAGAGAAGGGAAAACUGAAAGAAAAGUCCUACCCAGUU